Messenger RNA from Aegilops tauschii subsp. strangulata, 693 nucleotides. The record is from RefSeq and is a predicted model, not a curated record. NCBI's taxonomy places the organism in Eukaryota, Viridiplantae, Streptophyta, Magnoliopsida, Poales, Poaceae.
AUGAACAUUUUGACAUAUUACACGCACAAAACGGAGCAAUAUGCACGGAGUUAUGGCAGGUCAAAGUUAGCACCAGAAUGUGGAAUUAUCAGGACUUGGAGAAAAUUCGAGGGGGCGGGGGAAGUCAACCUUUCUUCCAGAUCUAGAUCGGGAUGGUGGGAGUUCGCCGGAGGAGCGCCGGCGAGGUGCGGGCUAACGGUGGCGGGCGGCGCCGACGAGGAAGGAGCGGGGCUGCGGAGGCGCGGGGAGCUUCGCGUGGGGCGGCGGCGAGCUCCACGCGGCGGCGGGGACGACCUGCGACGACGGCACGGGGAGGCGCCGGCGAGGUCGGCGGGGUCGGUGAAGGCGGCGUCGGGCAGCAAGGCGAUGGCCGGCGGCGGGAGGCGACGAUGGGUGGCGGAGGAGGCGAACGGGCGCGGGCGAGCGUGGCUCGCCCAGGAGCCGCGUGGUGGAGGCGCGGUCGGCGGCGACCUGCCGCUCGCCGGUGGUGGCCGGGGACGAAGGCGGCGAGCGGCGGCUGGGACGCCGACGGGGAGGGGGCGGCAGAGGGAGACGCGGGGAGCGGGGCGUGGGGCGGAGAGGAGCUCGGGCGCCGGCUCGGGCUCCGAUGGGCUCGGGCGGGCCCGUCCCGGGCCCAGGCGGGCCGCGGCGGCUGGGGAGGCUCUGGAUUGGGCGCGGCGGUGGCGGCGAUGA